This is a messenger RNA of Postia placenta MAD-698-R-SB12, 282 nucleotides long. RefSeq lists its product as hypothetical. The transcript has 2 exons. The annotation marks the transcript as partial. NCBI's taxonomy places the organism in Eukaryota, Fungi, Basidiomycota, Agaricomycetes, Polyporales, Adustoporiaceae. The record is from RefSeq and is a predicted model, not a curated record.
GUGGCUGCCUGCCAAGGCCAAGUCCACGCAUUCGACUCACAGGACCUCGUCGACGUCUACAUCCCAGACGGUCCUGAGACUAUCAUCUACCCUCCCGUCUCCCUCAAACUGUCAUCACCGAUCCAGAUCAAGCGCGAGGAGAUCUGCCUCCAGACCCUGCGCCAGAGCCAGAGCCUGAGGAGAGUGAGGGUGAAGAAGGAGUCUCGGAGUCCGAGUCCGAGGAUUCUGUUGGGUCCGCCUCGCCGACAGCGUUCGCCCCCGCGUCAGCAGUCCCUGACGUAU